AUAAUUGUCAAGUAAUUAUUUUAAUUAUAAAAAGAAAUAUCUUUUUUCAGUGAAAUGACCAAGUAGCAUAUAAUAUGGAGAAGGAAAACCGAGUCAGAGAACAUAGAUAUGUAGACUCGGUCAUGCAUAGGUUGCUGAGUCCUAAAAACGACAGUGUUGUUUCUGUGUCUGAGUGUGACUAUUGUGAAACCGCGUAUAGCGUUUUGCCAUUCUCCUUCUCAUAAAAACCUCUUCUCACUUCCAUUCUCUAAUCACACUAAUAGCUUCACCAUGAAAUUAAUGAAUUCUUUUACUAUUCAUUUACAAUUCCAUGGCAGCUUUACUCCUUAAUCGCUCCUUCUUCUGCCACCUAUUCCUUUUCCUUUUUUGUUGUAUUCCAUCUAUAAACACACUCUCCACUGUUUCCAUUUCUCAAACCCCCCAUUCAAACCAAACAUUUAUUUGCGUCUUGCAACAUCCAAAUCAACAAGGACAAUCAAAUCUCAACUGUACUACCUUUCCUCGGACUCAGACUCCGCCUUUUACGCUUGAUGUCAAUCCUAACGUUACCUACUCUCAGAUUGUGGGCGGCAACGGCUUUGUAUGUGCUUUGGGGCCAUCGUCUUCUUCCAUCUCCAUCAUGGGGUGCUGGAGAUUCUCUGCCAAUGCUACUAAUGUUCCCUAUAAGCGCAUCUACGAUGGACCCCUUCUCCAAGAUAUUGACAGUAGCCACUCCCACGUUUGCGGUCUUGUAAAUAAUGGUAGUAGUAGCCUUAAGCUUGAGUGUUGGCAAUGGCACGACUUCAAUUCGAGCAGUGGGAGUGUGAGGAACAUGUCAAUGUCAAGCAUGGCCGUGGGAGAGAAUUUUGUGUGUGGCUUAUCACCGACGGGGGAUGUUAAUUGCACAGGCACGGGGAGGGUUAGUAGUAGUAGACUUGUUGUUGAUGUUCCUGCGCCCGGCGGGAAUUACAGUUUUCUCGCAGCUGGCUUUAGGCAUGCCUGUGUUAUCUCCGGUGAUGGUGGUUUGGUUUGUUGGGGAGACAUGGAAGGUGAGAAGCCUCAAGGGAGGUUCGUUUCUAUGGCGUUGGGAGAGAACCGUAGCUGCGCACUCGGACAUGACAGAAGAGUUGUCUGUUGGGGGUCCGAUAAUUUCACCAUGCCGACCACCUUGCAAGACACUUUUUUUGAGUCAAUCGUGGCAGAGAAAAGCGUUUUCUGUGGUGUUGUAUCUUCCAAUUUUUCCUUGCUCUGUUGGGGUUCUCCAUUUUUUGAAUCAGACAGCAAGGUGUUUGAAGAUGUCCUCCCUGGACCUUGUCGGAAAAAUUGCCCUUGUGGGCCCUUGCCCAACUCUGCCAAACUAUGUCAGUCUCCAGACGUCAUUUGCCAACCCUGUUACCCUCAAGUGGUUCAGUCUUCGUCUCCACCUCCAUCUCCACCUCCAUCACCAUCACCAUCACAGCCAUCGCUACCAUCAAAUCACUCUCGUUGGAGCAGCCGAAUGGUUGCAUUUCUUGUGGUUGGAUGUGUGGGGUGCAGUUCCCUGUUGCUAGUCAUAGCUUUCUUCCUUCACAGGUACUGCAAGUCUAAACGCAGAGGAAGCCGUGUCCAUGAUUCUGGCCGGUUGGAUGAGUCAUCCCACUCUCAACCACAACCUGACGCUGAAGCUGGAUCUCGUGUUCUUCAGAAGCGCUUGAGUCACGUGAUCAGCAUGGGAAAUGGGAGCCCUUUGGAGGAGUUUUCUCUGGGGACACUGCUUCAAGUCACUAACAAUUUCUCUGAGGAGAAGAGAGUUGGAGUUGGCAGCUUCGGUUCAGUGUAUCGUGCCACUUUGGAGGACGGCAAGGAGGUUGCUAUAAAAAGAGCCGAAGCUUCAUCCUCCACCUACACAGUCUUGGGUGCCCAAGUGGACAAAGACAAUGCUUUCAUGAAUGAGCUAGAAUCUCUCUCCAGACUCCACCACAAGAACCUGGUCCGCUUGGUGGGGUUCUACGAAGACACUAAAGAACGCAUUUUGGUGUAUGAGUACAUGGACAAUGGGAGCCUCGGUGACCAUCUCCACAAGCUCCAAACUUCAGCUCUAAUGUCAUGGCCGGUGCGCAUCAAGGUGGCUCUGGAUGCUGCCAGAGGCAUAGAGUACUUACACCAAUACGCCACUCCUCCGAUCAUUCACCGUGACAUCAAGUCUGCAAACAUAUUAUUGGAUGCCAAGUGGACUGCCAAAGUCUCUGAUUUUGGACUCUCCCUAAUGGGACCUGAUCCUGAAGAUGAGGAGGCUCACCUUUCACUUCUAGCAGCUGGCACUGUUGGCUACAUGGACCCUGAAUACUACAGGCUUCAACAUUUGACCCCCAAGAGUGACGUCUACAGCUUUGGAGUGGUUUUGCUGGAGUUGCUCUCAGGAUACAGGGCCAUCCAUAAAAACGAGAAUGGGGUGCCAAGAAAUGUGGUUGAUUUUGUAGUGCCAUUCAUUUAUCAAGAUGAGAUUCACAGAGUGUUGGACAAAAGAGUGCCCCCUCCCACGCCGUUUGAGAUAGAGGCUGUGGCGUUUGUCGGUUAUUUGGCAGCAGAUUGUGUCAGGCUGGAAGGUCGUGACAGACCAACGAUGUCUCAAGUUGUAAAUAACUUGGAAAGAGCAUUGGCUGCAUGUUUAGCACAACCUACACUCUCUAGGUCCACCACAUACUCUUCUUCGCAUUAGCGUUAUCCUC
Molecule: messenger RNA, 2687 nt
Organism: Vigna umbellata (rice bean)
Lineage: Eukaryota; Viridiplantae; Streptophyta; Magnoliopsida; Fabales; Fabaceae
Gene: CCR4
Product: CRINKLY4 related 4
Biological process (GO): protein phosphorylation
Molecular function (GO): protein kinase activity; ATP binding
Source: RefSeq, a predicted model, not a curated record